Molecule: messenger RNA, 6816 nt
Organism: Oncorhynchus kisutch (coho salmon)
Lineage: Eukaryota; Metazoa; Chordata; Actinopteri; Salmoniformes; Salmonidae
Product: ras GTPase-activating protein 2
Exons: 24
Coding region: 86-2551 (821 amino acids)
Biological process (GO): intracellular signal transduction; regulation of GTPase activity
Source: RefSeq, a predicted model, not a curated record
UAGGUUGGCCCUUCGCUUGCAUUCAUAAACGGAUAUUAUAGCUAAGCGUUGAAUGUACUAGCUACAGAUACAGUCAAGUCGGACCAUGGCGGAAGAAGAGGACACGAAAAUACGGAUUUUACAAAGCCUGCGGGGAAAGAUAUGUGAAGGCAAGAACCUGGGUCCGUGUUCGGGGCCCAACCGACAGCGGGACCUCUGCACCUUCUGCACCAUCAGCCUGGACCAGGAGGAGGUAUUCCGAACCAAGGUGUUUGACAAAAGCCUCAGCCCUUUCUACGGUGAGGACUUCUACUUUGAGAUCCCACGACCAUUUCAGUGUUUGUCCUUCUACGUAUUCGCCAAGGGUGUUUUUCAGAGGGACCUGCCUGUCGGGAAGGUGUCCAUCCGGAAGGAGGAACUGUGUAAAUUCAGUGGGAAGGAGCACUGGUUCGGCCUGCAGCCCGUGGACCCUAACUCUGAAGUCCAGGGAAAGGUCCACCUGGAGAUGCGUCUGAAUGAACUGAUCAUAGAGAAUGGCUCCAUGUGCCAGCAGCUACUGGUUCGGAUAAUAGAAUGCCAGGGCUUGCCUCUGAUCAGUGGACAGAACUGUGACCCGUAUGCCACUGUCUCGCUCGUUGGGCCUGCCAGGUCUGACCAGAAGAAAACAAAGGUGAAAAAGAAGACCAGCGACCCUCAGUUUGAGGAAACCUUUAACUUUGAGGUCACAAGGCCCAACAGUUACACAAAAAAGUCUAAUUUCCAAGUAGAGGAGGAGGACAUUGAAAAGCUGGAGAUCAAAGUUGACUUGUGGAACAAUGGGAAUUUGGCGCAGGAUGUCUUCCUUGGGGAGACGCGGGUAUCUGUCAAGAUCCUGCGAAAUGACCACAUUCACAGGGCCUGGUAUCUCCUCCAGCCUAAAGGGAACGGGAAGUCCAAGACGGACGACCUGGGCUCUCUGAGGCUCAACGUAACCUACACCGAGGACAAUGUGCUGCCAUCCGCCUGCUACACACCGCUCCGCACGCUGCUGCUCAAGUCCCCAGACAUUAAGCCCAUCUCGGCGUCAGCGGCCCACAUUCUGGGGGACAUCUGCAGGGAGAGGUAUGAGGCGGUGCUGCCCGUGGUCCGCCUGCUGCUCCACCACAGCCGCCUGGUGCCCUUCGUCUCCGCCAUCACUGUCCUGGAACUGGAGAACACUCAGGAGGCCAACACCAUUUUCCGUGGCAACUCCCUGGCAACGCGCUGCAUCGACGACAUGAUGAAGAUUGUAGGGCGGAGCUACCUGACCGUCACCCUGAAGCCUGUAUUGGAUGAGAUUUGUGACUCCAACAAAACCUGUGAGAUUGACCCGAUCAAACUGAAAGAGGGAGACAACGUUGAGGUCAACAAGGAGAACCUGCAGGGGUACGUUCAGAAGGUGUUCUCGUCCAUCACCCAGUCCAGCUCCAGCUGUCCCCCGCUCAUGUGUGACGUGUUCCGCUCGCUGCGUCACAUGGCCUCCAAGCGGUUCCCAGAUGAUCCUCACGUCCAGUAUUCGGCAGUCAGCAGCUUCGUGUUCCUGCGCUUCUUCGCCGUCGCCGUUCUCUCGCCACACACCUUCCAGCUCCGCCCACACCAUCCUGACCUUGAGGUCUCCCGAACACUCACUCUCAUCUCCAAGACCAUCCAGACUCUGGGGAGCUGGGGGAGCCUGUCCAAAAACAAACUGUCUAGUUUUAAAGAAUCCUACAUGUAUGAUUUCUUCAAAUCAUUCCAAGAAGACAAAUGUAUUGAAAAAGUAAAAAAGUUCCUAGAUGAGAUCUCCUCCAACGUCAGUAAGGAGUCCAGCGGGGUGGAAGACUCUGUGGUUCUCAAAGAGGGGGAGAUACAGAAGCGGGCCCAGGGAAGGAAACGCAUCGGCAAGAGGAACUUCAAGAAGAGGUGGCUCAGAGUGACCAACAGGGAGCUCUCCUACCACAAGCACAGAGGGAAAGAAGCACUCUGCAUUAUCCCAGUGAAGAAUAUCCGGGCUGUGGAGAAACUGUACGAAAGUGCCUUUAACCGCAAAAAUAUGUUCCAGGUGCUCCACAGUGAGAAGCCACUGUACGUGCAGGCGGGGAACUGCGUGGAGGCCAGUGAGUGGGUGGAGGUGCUGAGCCAAGUGAGCCGCUGUAACCCGGACCGCCUGGGCACCUUCCACCCCUCGGCCUACGUGGCGGGGGCCUGGCUCUGCUGCAGGAGCCUGAGCGACAGCCAGCCGGGCUGCAAACCCUGCACACCUACCUUGCUGGCUAACCUGCAGCUGGACAUCGACUGUGACCGUGAGACAGAGAGAAUCUUCUCCCUCCUCACCUCCAGCUACUCCAAGCUGCAGAAGAUGGAAGAUGCGUGUGCCAGCAUCGCUGUGUACCAGGGACCUCCGAGGGAGCAGGACGACUACUCCCUGUUCACCAUCCAGGACCCCAAGGAGACAUUCCACACAGUGCAGCAGAUCACACACAUCCUGGAGGAGCUGCAGAGAGAGCACGACACUCGCAGCGGCACCGCGCAGUACGGCAGCCAAGAGAAUCCGAUAGUUGGGAAGACAUCCUAACCAGUCUAGGUGGGUCUGUCUGGCCCGAGUUCAACACUGGAGCCCCAGGGUGGCACCGUCGGGAUUGGUACUGAGAACGCUGCCUGCCUCCACGAAUACCAAGAACGCAUUCCCCCAAGGUCGUGCUCUGCACCCCCUUCCCCGUCCACCACCGUGUGACUGGACGGACCGUCCAAUAGAGGAAGUUAGAAUUGUCACCUGACCCUGACCAGAAGCUCUCAUUGGUUCAGAAGAGGAGACCCUUAGUUGUUUUUUUUUAAUUAUCUUUCCCCGCCUGUCUCCAUCCCUCUCUCGUUCUCACACACCACUCCCCUGAUCAGAGGAGAAUGUGCUUGCUCUCGUCUUCUACUUGAUUUGCACAACAAAACUCAAUCAUUUCAUUGAAAUCUCUCCUUUUUCUACAGUUCGGUGAAGACCAGACAACACCAUUAGUUGGUGUGUGCGUGUGUGUGAAUAGGCUGCUAAAAUAAUCCCUUUUAUACACUCAAUGUUUUCGAUCAUCAACCAUCAAGAUGAAGCUCUCAAUCUCUUGGGGCUUCACUGUUUGACGUCUGUUUACAACUAAACAGCAAGCUGAUUUUGUUUAUCUCAUUUUCUAUAAAAGGGAAUUUUUCUCUCCUUCCUCCUCCUCUACCCACCUCUAUAUUUUGUGCUUUGAACAAAUGCAGGUGUUUCAGAGUACAGUGAAGUGGAUGAAACCGAUCUGCCUUAUUUUUCUUAAUGGAUGUAUGUGUAAAAGUCUCUCUCACAUCCAUCCUCGGGUUAGGGAAUAAUGCCCAAGCACUUUACACAUUUGGAAUAUUCCAGAUGGCAUCAUUUUAGAUACGUGGUAUCAGUAAACCCCCCCCCCCCCCCACAUUGAUCAGUUAAAUGAUCUCGUUUACGUUCUCGUUUCCAUUCCUGUACGAUGACGUUUAUAGCCUGUAGAUUUUAAUAGCUAUUUUUCUUACACCAAAGAUGAAAAUUUCGUAGGAUCGACUUGGGAAAAAAGGGUAUAAAUGUAUUUUGAAUACAGACUUUUUGAAAAUGGAGAGAAAUGCAGGAUAUAUUUAGUUCAUGUACAUUUUGGUAAAUGCAUUGUUCCUCCUUUUAACGAUGUAGACGAUUUGAUUGAGUAACGUUCUAAUGUUCUUUGGAAAUGCAGAGGGACCGUGGUCGGUAGUCUGUGACAACCGCUUCACCAUGUAGUGAUGUCACUGCAUAUCAAUCACCAUAAAUCACAACAAGAUAGACAAUCCCCUUCACUUGCCAAUCUAGCCCCUUAGAUAGUCAUCACUGCAUCACUGGCCCACAUUAACUGGUAGUCAAAGCUCAGGGAUGAUAGACGAGUUUCCCACUAGUACACUGAACAAAAACAUAAAUGCAAGAUGCAACAAUUUCAAAGAUUUUCCUGGGUUACAGGUCAUAUAAGGAAAUCAGUCAAUUGAAAUGAAUUCAUUAGGCCCUAAUCUAUGGAUUUCACAUGACUGGGAAUACAGAUAUGCAUCUGUUGAUCACAGAUACCUUUAAAAAAAAAAAAAGGUAGUUGCGUGGAUCAGAAAACCAGUCAGUAUCUGGUGGGACCACCAUUUGCCUCAUGCAGUGCGACAAUUCUACUUCACAUAUAGUUUAUCAGGCUGUUGAUUGUGGCCUGUGAAUGUUGUCCCACUUCUCUUCAAUGGCUGUGCAAAGUUUCUGGAUAUUGGCGGGAACUGGAACACGCUGUUGUACAUGUCGUUCCAGAGCUUUGCAAACAUGCUCAAUGGGUGACAUGUCUGGUGAGUAUGCAGGCCAUGGAAGAACUGGGACAUUUUCAGCUUCCAGGAAGUGUGUACAGAUCCUUGCGACAUGGGGCCGUGCAUUAUGAUGCUGAAACAUAAGGUGAUGGCAGUGGAUGAAUGGCACGACAAUUGGCCUCAGGAUCUCGUCACAGUACCUCUGCAUUAAAAUUCCCAUCGAUAAAAUGCAAUUGUGUUCGUUGUCCGUAGCUUAUGCCUGCCCAUACCAAAACCCCACCCCCACAUGUGGCACACAUUUAUAUCAGCAAACCACUCACACGACACCAUACACAUGGUCUACCAUCUUCCCGGUACAGUUGAAAACCAGGAUUCAAUCCAUGAAAAGCACACUUCUCCAGUGUGCCAGUGGCAUUGGAAGAUGAGCAUUUGAUGUCAAACUGCAGUCAAGUCAAGACCCUGGUGAGAAUGAAGAGCACGCAGAUGAGCUUCCAUGAGAUGAUUUCUGACAGUUUGUGCAGAAAGUCUUAGUUGUGCAAACCCACUGUUUCAUCAACUGUCUGGGUGUCUUGUCUCAGACCAUCCCGCAGGUGAAGAAGCCGGGUGUGGAGGUCCUGAGCUUGCGACGUUACACGUGGUCUGCGGUUGUGAGGCCGAUUGGAUGUACUGCCAAAUUCUCGCAACAACAUUUUGGUAGAGAAAUUAACAUUAAAUUAUCUGGCAACAGCUCUAGGGGUCAUUCCUGCAGUCAGCAUGCAGAUUGCACGCUCUGUGGCAUUGUGUAAUCAUCAUGCUGUUUAAUCCGCUUCUUGAAAUGCCACACCUGUCAGGUGAAUGGAUUAUCUUGGCAAAGGAGAAACACUCACUAACAGGGAUGUAAAGAAAAGUAUAAACAACAUUUUAGAGACAAGCUUUUUGUGCAUAUGGGAAAUAUCUGGGAUCUUUUAUUUCAGCUCAUGAAACAUGGGACCAAUACUUUACAUGUUGCGUUUAUAUUUUUGUUCAGUGUAAUUACGAGUUGGAGGGGCGUUCAAGUGGGUGUCCCCCCCCCCCCCCCCCCCCAGUCGUAUGUGGUAAAUGUCAAAUCAAAGUUUUUAUUUGUCGCACAGACAGAUUCGCAGAUGUUAAAGCAGGUCCAGUGAAAUGCUUAUAAAGGAUGCAGGUCAGAUAAGUCUAAUUUCUGGUGAGGGACCACCGAUUUAAUGUCCCAAAGUUGUUUUUGGUUGUAGGAAAUAAUACUACCUAAUUCUACCACCUUCCCACUUUGUUAUGAACACAACAUUAGUCCACAUAGUCGCACCGUUCUUUUAUCAUUUUAUCAGUCAACCCGUAGGAACGACAGUGUGUAAACAGUUGCCUAGAAACUUGAUCUUGGAUCAACAACAAGAAGGGAACGUGUAUCACCGUUAGUACAGGGUUAACCAUGUUUCAGAUAUAUUUUCGUUUGGCUUGUGGAACUAUUUGCUGUCAGAAGUUUUGUCUUUGGUCCGUCAUAUAUUCCCGACAUGCAUGUCCUGUAUAUUUAACUGUAUUUUUUUAUGAGUACAUUUUGUAUGUAUGUUGUUUUUUUAACACUGCAAAAAAAUCUGUGUUGGUGUGUUACGGCACCUUGUUCUUUGUCUUCAGUGGUACUAGGAAGCUGGCUGCUUUUCAUGUCAGAGUCUAAUGUUUGGUAGCUUGCUGCGGAGUCUACAUCUAUAGCUUAUGCAACGUUACAGAAUGUAACGUUGUCUGGAACACCAGGGUCGUGUUCAUCACAGCACACAGUGGAAAACUUUUUGCAAUGGAUAAAGAAAAUGAGCAUCUACCUGUUUUGUCUGUUUUCUUGCGUUUGGUGCCUAAAUGAACACAACCUAGGUUAGGUCCCACCUGACUUUGUUUGUCAGCGGUGUUGCUGAAGGCUCUUGGCCUCAUGGUUCUUGUCCUUUGUCAGCCUAUUCUAAUGUGUAGGUAAAGAUGUCAUCAUGAGUGAGCUUGUUGGUUCAUUGGUUGUCUUUCACCAAUCUCAAACGGUUUUCAAUCAUAAGGGAAUUUUCAAUCACCGCCUCAUCUCCUCACCUUAACUUUGACAGUCAGGUGUUUUAUCAUGAUGUAUCUUUAACGUUGAGAACCUUUUUUUUCUUUUUUUCAAGCCAUGAGAAACAGGCCUUGACUAACCCCUCCCCCCCCCCCCCCAAGGGAACAAGGAUUAUCAGAAACAUGUCUUACAUUAUCUCUGUGUGUGUAGCCCAUUUAACAAAACAUGGGAAGUCGAGUGAUGGUUAACAGUCGAUCCCUCGACAGGCCUUCAUGUGAACAGUAUCUGUGAAUUCAUCGCCAUGACAUAAUCAGCAGUCUUUUGAAUGUUAAAUUCAAUCAUUGCAAAGAGAAUCGGUUAUUUUCAUAUUUCACCCCUGUAAACCUACCAUUGCAUACAGGACUGGAGUACCUAUUUUUGUUAUUUAAACUUUUUAUUUUAUUUUCCACAACCAGAAAGUCAAAUCAUAUCUCCUGUUUUUUUUAUUUGUUCAUUUGAAAUAAUUUACAAUAAACAUGUUGCCAACCCUUUCA